Molecule: messenger RNA, 1180 nt
Organism: Pseudo-nitzschia multistriata
Lineage: Eukaryota; Bacillariophyta; Bacillariophyceae; Bacillariales; Bacillariaceae
Source: the annotation of a GenBank genome assembly
CGACAGCAACGGCGACAAGACAAGAAGCAAGAAGCACGACACAACACCCAUACACGCAAARACACRUAUACAAACUCGCACACCACAAUGGCCAGCAAGGAAUUCGAGGGGGACGCCGGUGCCCCGCUYCCMGAUUUCUCGGGGGCCCGGAACAUCUCMYUGACGACRGUCGCCCCGGCCCUCGGYGUGAAAGGCCAGGCYCAGCCYGACUACCUCGACUUUGACCAGAAGGGCCGCGGCGUCGUCGUGACCAUGUUUGCCAACGCCGGCCUUUCCUACCUGAUGGGGAUCGGCGCCGGUGGACUCUACGGCCUGCAGAGGGGGAUCGCUUCGACGCCCUCGUCCAAGUUYAAGGUCCAGGUCAACUCCGUUCUGAACAAYGCCGGCCGCUACGGGAGCCGGGCGGGGAACWCCCUGGGGGUCUUAGCCGUGAUGUAUUCCCUCWUCGAAGGACUGGGAGACAMCGUGAGUUUUCGGUUGCGGAUGCGGCGAAUCCCGCCGUGCCACCCCUAUUAUAUCGAUUUCUUUGCUGCUGCUUCCAUCGCACUGUGCUUCUUGUUGCGUUUCGAUCCGGGAAAGAUGUGUCGUUUUUUCGUUUACUCACUAUUGCUCGACUUUCACAAUAUUCUCCAAUUAUUUUGCAYAUCGGACGCAAACAAAUACAUAAAAAUACGCAACAAAUCGAUGGCAUUUCCGAAAAAACACGCUAACCGAAAACCAACAAAACCAAAACGAAAUAACCCGCUGUAUUGYAUUGCUUUGCACUGGAUUCACGCAGCUGGAACUCGAUCGGUAUACCGGAAUCGAAUCCRCUGCUCCGCCGCUCGCCGCAAUGUUGACGGGGCUUACGUAUUUUGCACCCUCGGGAGUGAGGGUGGCAGCGCUGGGCGGUGCCAUCGGCUUUGGAGCCGUCGGUGCUACCUACGCCGGUUACGCGGCCACGGGCAAGGCCUUUGGAAGCGCCACGUUCCUGUGGUUUUGAGAGAGACGAAGGCCUUAGAUCCUUGCCUCGAUCGAAGCGAACCGAUACGAAGUGGCGCACGAAAAUUGACAAAAGGCAUGGUGUGUCACGACCACCAGUACCCCGCACCAUAAUGAGGCUUCUUUUCUGAAACCCUUGUAUAAAUAUGCCAUGCCACCGAGAACAUCAUCAUUUUWAAAAUGAAAUACUAUAAAGAAA